AUGUGGCUCAGGCGAAAGAUCCCGCCAUCUCAGUCGCUCGCGCAGCACGUCCAGCUAGUUCUGGGUCUUGGUAAAAAGCAAGCGAUGCGAAGCUUCCCACCGAAGCUCUGGCUCACGCCCAACGCAGCCCAGAUCGAGGAUCGACGCCUCUGCCUGGAGGAGUGGCUGAAAGCGUCGCUGAUCCAGGCCGGAAUCCGUAUCCAAUGCCUAUGA
Molecule: messenger RNA, 213 nt
Organism: Symbiodinium natans
Lineage: Eukaryota; Dinophyceae; Suessiales; Symbiodiniaceae
Source: the annotation of a GenBank genome assembly